Messenger RNA from Mastomys coucha (southern multimammate mouse), 2775 nucleotides. RefSeq names its product septin 10 (gene Septin10). Gene Ontology annotation, molecular function: GTP binding; GTPase activity; molecular adaptor activity. The transcript has 10 exons. Gene Ontology annotation, cellular component: septin complex; microtubule cytoskeleton; cell division site. Lineage: Eukaryota; Metazoa; Chordata; Mammalia; Rodentia; Muridae. Gene Ontology annotation, biological process: cytoskeleton-dependent cytokinesis. The coding region runs from base 394 to 1764 and encodes 456 amino acids. The record is from RefSeq and is a predicted model, not a curated record.
AGGCCACGCCCACUUCCGGGCCCCGCGCGGGCUCGCAGCCGCUGUUUCCGCCCGUGGCGCGAGUGGACGGACCUAGAGCUUUCCUCCUUCCAGGCUCACGUUUCUAGUCUUUUCCCCCCCCAAUCCCUGCACUCUUGGCUUUUCGUCUCACACACCCGGCGGGGCACACCCGGGAGAAGCUCGCUCGCAGCGCGGGAACUCCUGGCAGUCCCUGGCGCGUUCCCAACGCCGUCCCCACCCCUCCCCUCGGCCCCGCCCAUUAACGGCUGCGGGGCGCCGGGCCACGCCCCGGGCCCCGCCAGUUACGCCCAGAGGGUCUCUUUCUGAAGCGGCCCGGGACUGGGGUUUGCGUCCGCCCUGAGACCACCGUGGUCCCUACGUCUCGCCAGGGCAAUGGCCACAUGCGACGAGGAGCGGCAGCUGAAAAAAGAAUAUCCCCGUACCUUGUCUAUGUGUGGCCAUGUUGGUUUUGAAAGUUUACCUGAUCAGCUGGUUGAUAGAUCCAUUGAGCAAGGCUUCUGUUUUAAUAUUCUCUGUGUGGGGGAGACUGGAAUUGGAAAAUCAACACUGAUAAACACAUUGUUUAAUACUAAUUUUGAAGAACUCGAAUCCUCACAUUUUUGUCCAUGUGUUAGACUUAGAGCUCAGACAUAUGAACUCCAGGAAAGCAAUGUUCGCUUGAAACUGACCAUUGUAAAUACAGUGGGCUUUGGUGACCAAAUAAAUAAAGAAGACAGCUAUCAACCAAUAGUUGAUUACAUAGAUGAUCAAUUUGAAGCCUAUCUCCAAGAAGAACUGAAGAUCAAGCGUGCUCUGUUUAAGUACCAUGACUCUCGUAUCCAUGUGUGCCUCUACUUCAUUGCUCCGACAGGCCAUUCUCUACGGACUCUUGACCUCUUAACCAUGAAGAGCCUGGACAACAAGGUGAACAUUAUACCACUUAUUGCCAAGGCAGAUACAAUUUCUAAGAGUGAAUUACAGAAGUUUAAGAUGAAGCUUAUGAAUGAACUGGUUAUCAAUGGUGUUCAGAUAUAUCAGUUUCCAACAGAUGACGACACGACCUCCAAGAUCAAUGGAGCAAUGAACGGCCAUUUGCCAUUUGCUGUUGUUGGAAGUAUGGAUGAGAUAAAAGUUGGAAAUAAGAUGGUGAAGGGUCGUCAGUAUCCUUGGGGUAUCGUACAAGUGGAAAAUGAAAAUCACUGUGACUUUGUAAAGCUUCGGGAAAUGCUUAUUUGCACAAACAUGGAGGAUCUGCGGGAACAGACGCAUAUGAGGCACUAUGAGCUGUACAGGCGCUGCAAACUGCAGGAGAUGGGCUUCGCAGAUAUGGGCCCAGAGAACAAGCCCCUCAGUCUUCAAGAGACUUAUGAAGCUAAAAGACACGAAUUCUAUGGUGAACGUCAGAAGAAGGAAGAACAGAUGAAGCAGAUGUUUGUGCAGCGAGUAAAGGAGAAAGAAGCCAUAUUGAAAGAAGCUGAAAGAGAGCUUCAGGCCAAAUUUGAGCACCUCAAAAGGAUUCAUCAGGAAGAGAGAAUGAAACUUGAAGAAAAGAGAAAAAUGUUGGAGGAAGAAUCGGUUGCUUUUGCUAAGAAGAAAGCUACCUGUGAGCUGUUCCCGAACCAGUCGUUUCUGGCGUCAGGUAGCAGCAUUAGGAAGGACAAAGACCGAAAGAAGGCUGAUGGAGUUGCAACCUUCUGCGACUGCUUAACAGCACAAGAGAGCGUGAGACUGUGUAUUUCUUCCCCAAGAAAAGAAAAGAAUUAAAAACUUGAAGUAUGAUUUCUACUGGAUAUAUUGCUUUUUCAUGAUAAUAAAGCUGAAGAGCCACAGGUUCAACCACCGUCAUGAUAGGGACCACCUGGUAAGUCCCCCUCCGUUCGCUGGAAAAGCUCCUAGGGUCUGUGUGCCCCAGGCCUUUGCUGUGCAUAGUAUGGAUGCUUCCGGUCAGUCUGGCUCCUUUUCUCAGAAGCACUCUCAACUAUGCUUUGGAUGUUUACAGCAUUAACAACCUUGUACCACGUCUCUGCAGCUUCGCAGGGGACAGUAGCUCUCAUGGUUUAUCGCUUUGCUCUGUAGCACCUCAUGUGCUUCUUAUGUUUUGAAGUUGAAAUGAUGGACUGAGCCAUGGAGCCUACUUUGGAAAGAAGAUGCAGUGUUCACAGAUCAGGUACAGCACAUCCGUGUCACUUAGCACAAGGGAUGUGGCCUUCCCCUUCACAAAAUGUCUAGGGACUGAAAGCUUCAAGGGACACCUUCACUCCCUAAUGGCUAAUGAGAAUUGUCUCUUCUGCUGAAUGGUUCAAGUGCCCUGACCAACACCUUUCUCCCUGUGCACGUUCAAUCAUUAGGCUGCUUGGUUUGGGGAGUGUCAGUCCAGAAGCUGGCAGUUUGUGCACGUGGUUCGAGGAUGAAAUGGCAUCCAUCCCUAGGGAUUGACUUUAUAUCUCUGCUUACAAAGACAAAUUGCCAGGCAGUUUUUCCAGAUACUGUGGCAUACACAGCCUACAUCCUUCUGGGUCCCUACCUCCCAUAUUAGUACUUGAUCUAUUGUGAUUACAUAUCUCUUUAAUGAUGGGACGCACUCUCAGAUGAUGGGCUGUGUCAAUUAGGUGAUUCUUUGCACUGGGUCAGUACCACAGACUUAAGACAGUAGAUGUCAGUCAGUCUGGCAUACACAGUAAAUGUAUGCUCAAACCGCUAUCAGCAUAUACUCUGUAAUGUUUUAGUAAAUCUUUUCAAAGGAGGAACACACUCUCCAAUAAAAAAUAGAGAAAA